Cetraspora pellucida is the source of this 3321-nucleotide messenger RNA. The record is from the annotation of a GenBank genome assembly. NCBI's taxonomy places the organism in Eukaryota, Fungi, Glomeromycota, Glomeromycetes, Diversisporales, Gigasporaceae.
AUGGAAAAUGAUCAGGUUGAAAUACAAAUUGAAAAUGAUAAAGGUCCACCUGUAAUUGAUAAAGGUCCAUCUGUAAUCGAUAAAAAAAAUCAGAUAAAAGAAUCGACACUAUUUACGAAAAGUGCAGCAAUUAGUCAGGACGAAUCAUUUUUAGUUAUAUUUGAAAGUAUUGCGUUAGCAGUCGGAGAUAAUUAUGAUGAUAUCAUAAUACGAAUGUAUAACAUAAAUAGCGAUGAAACGAAAAAUAAAGUUAUUUCUGAAGCACAUUCUGAAACAUUAACACUUACAUUUACUGACGAACACGAAGAGCAAAGUUGGUUGAUAGAGUCUAGUUCUUUUUCAAGUUUUUCUAUUGCUGUAUCAAAUGAGUAUAAAGAAAAUUUUAGAUUGCUAGCUUUAUCUUGCAUAAGUGACGAUGAUAUGCAAGCGCCUGAUAUGGAUAAAAAAAGUAGGUGCGGUUAUACCAGAGUGUGGAUGAUCGGAAACGAUUUUAAAGCCAAAGAAUGUAGUAUAGAAAUAAAUAAUGGUGGAAUAAUCCAGUUUAUUUCUGUUGAUGAUGAUUUCACGCUUAUUUUGUUAAAAGGAAAUGGAAUUUAUAAAUAUCGUUUACGAUAUUUAUCAGAUGGCAUGAAAUUUCACUCUGAGGUUUUAGUGUUAAAUUAUCCGGAAAGAAUAAAUACUGCUUUAAAGUAUAAUUGUAGUGAAUAUGUUAGUAGGUAUAUGACCGUGCCACAUAGUGAUAUUGUGCGUAAAUAUCUUUUGAGAUGCUUAAAUAGGCAUUACUUAUUAGUAGAUACUUCUGGGAGAGAUCCAAACAAGAAUAUAGAAAUUUUUAAUUUAAAAACUAAUCAAUUAGUGAAUGUAUUUAAAAGAUAUAAAUUUGUUUUAUCAAUUUUGGAUCGUGAAAAACCUGGCGCAUUUACGAUAUCUAAUGAUGAAAAUCUGUUAGCAUACGUAUCUGGAAAUGACCUUAAAAUUUAUUUAUUAGAAAAUGGUCUUGAGUUAUCAUCUUUAUCAUGUGAAGAUGGCAUGUUUGAUGUGGAAUUUAUGAAGUUUGUCUUAAAUGAUGAAAAAUUAUUAAUAUUCAAAGCCGACAGGACUGUAGCAAUCUGGGAUAUUUUUAAUUCUGUUAGAGAAUCUAUCGAAUUCAUACCUUUGGAAAAAAGCACAUUUUCAGGUUUAGCCAAGCAAAUGACGAGAAUAGUCAUCGGCCCUAGUUUAGAAAAAUCAGAAAAUUUAGAAAAUAAAUAUUUUACGAUCCUAAAUAUAAGACCAUUCUUUGACAUUGAUGAAAAUCAAAUAGCUUGGGAUAAAUUAGUUCUAAGUGACCAUUUGACAAGAUCGGGUCUUAAUCCAGAUUGGAUAGAACUAACUCCUUCUGACAGUAACAUCACUAACGCGAAACCCAAUGCUUAUGGCAUUGAUGAAAAUGUUUCAUUAUUGGAUUUGAAAGAAUCGGAACUUAAGUAUUAUCAAGGAAUAGAACCAUGGGCUGUUCAUCCUGCAGAAAAAAUAAUUGAUACUUAUAUUAAAGUGCGACCUUCGUUUCCAAGACAUGUUAUCUAUCUUGAUAAAAAUAAAAAAAUAAGACUCCUUAUAGGCAACAAUACUAUACAAAUUUGGCGUGGUAAAAUGCUCGAAUUUAUUCACAUUGUCAAUGAUAACCCCGAAGAGCCAGAGGAACCUCAUGAGAAAUUCAAAAUUAACAAAAUUAAAUAUGGUGUUGAAAAAUUUGAUCUUCUGAUUAGUAAAGAGGAAGGAAAAGACAUUCAGAUAAAAAUAGAACUUGAUGAUGAUAUUAUACACAUAGUAAGAAGUGCAAUCGAUGCACUUAUAUAUUUGGAUAGUCAAAGUAAAUCUGUUAAUCUUGCUGUAGGUGGUAAACGUAUAACAUAUAACGAUAUAGUUCAACAAACACGGAACAUUAUUACAAGAUUUAUCACUUUAUAUUCGAAUCCUUGGAGACUAAUAGAUUUUCGUUAUAAGCUAAUGAGCAAAUUUAUUAUUUUAAAAGAUUUUCUACUCAUAACCCGUAUUUUGUUUGGUCAAAGAAAUGAAUCAACUGAUGGUUCUGAAAAAUGUAUUUCACAAAUCCUUUCUGUGAUCUCAAUAAAUGAUAACGAAAGUAAUACUGAAAAUGACGUUAAAACCAAAUUAAUAAAAAUUAAAAACAUUAUUUCAAGACACUCUUUCAGUCAUAAAACAACUAAAGAAGAGCAAUAUUAUUCAACCAAUGCGAUGGAUAACAUUGGAUGGAUGAACGUUGUGUCUGAAGUCAUACCAGUAUUAUACGAAAAGGAACUCGACUGGUACGCUCAAGAGUUCCUCUACAAGCCUUGUUUUGGUAACAAAAUGUUAGAUUUGUCUAGUUUCAAAUUUCAUAAGGUUAAGAAAAGCUCCGAAAAUUCUUUAAAAGUUUAUAUUCCUAUAACACAACUCAUUCCUCGCGAUACAAAUUUAGAACUUAAUCAUAUAAGUGACGAUGAGAUUCCUUACAUCAGAAUGGUACCUUUGAUUAAUUUUGCAACGAAUAAAGAAACACAAGAUCCAAUGGAUGAAACUAAGAUGGUUAUUACAAGACUUUUUUUACCUGGAAAAUACUCAUCUAUCGAACUUAAGGACUAUAGCCCCUUUAUUCGGCUCUUAAUGAAGAUGGAUGCAGAUGAUGCAUUUUAUGAUAACCCCUCAAUGGAAGCCGUCAUGAAUUGGAUGUGGUUUAUACUUCUUGGCUAUCCAUCAAACGAAUCAUUAAAUCAAGCACCUGAUACUUACGAUGUUGUGAAUCCGAAUUCAAAUACAACACUUUAUUCAAUGAUUGGCGAAGUACCCGAUAAUCCAUUUUCCAAUUUGCUUACCUCUAUAAUUGCCGUAUAUAAUUGGGAUUCAAUUCCAUUGGAUACUUGGAAUUUUUGGCCCCUUGCUAUUAUCAAUGUUCUUGGUGGCUUUCUUUUUGUCAUUAUAUUGGCAAAUGUAAUUAUCUCGUUUAUGGGUAACGCGUUUUCAAAUGCGGAAAAAGACAGUAGACGUGGUGUGCUCAGACUUCAAAAAGAUUUAAUUUCUGACUAUGCAAUUCUUGAAGGGUCCUCUCUUACCACUAAAACAAAUAAUUUUGAUUACUUAUUUAAAGAUAAGUUACAUGUGAGGUAUAUAUGUUUUUUGGAUGAACCAUUACUUACAGAUGCAUGGAAAGAGAAAUCAAUAGAAUUAGGUUCAAGAUGGUUAGAAGCAUACGGUUUUUUUGCAAGGAAAGAAAGUUCUGAUGCUGAAGUUGAUAUUGAUGAAGUUGAUUUUAUUUGGACCCGAUCAGAAAAUGCAAAAUAA